Molecule: messenger RNA, 2058 nt
Organism: Tarenaya hassleriana
Lineage: Eukaryota; Viridiplantae; Streptophyta; Magnoliopsida; Brassicales; Cleomaceae
Product: L-ascorbate oxidase-like
Exons: 6
Coding region: 118-1827 (569 amino acids)
Cellular component (GO): extracellular region; plasmodesma
Molecular function (GO): oxidoreductase activity; copper ion binding
Source: RefSeq, a predicted model, not a curated record
AUAUCAUUGCCUACACCAAGUAAGAGCACAUCAUCUCCAUCGUAUUCACAUCCAAAAAAUCAACCACAUAAUAAUAAUAAUUUAAAAUAUAUACAGAGAGAGAGAGAGAAGGAAGUCAUGAUGAUGAUGGUGAUGUGGUGGUUGACGGUGGUGGCCGGAGUGGCUUCCGCCGCCGUCAAAGAGUAUAAUUGGGAGGUUGGUUACAAAUUUUGGCGGCCGGAUUGCAAAGAAGGCACCGUCAUGGCCAUCAACGGCGAGUUUCCGGGGCCCACCAUCCGUACAAACGCCGGCGAUAUCGUCGUCGUCCAUCUUACUAAUAAACUCACCACCGAAGGUGUUGUCAUUCACUGGCAUGGCAUUCGACAGUAUGGAACACCAUGGGCAGAUGGGGCAGCAGGUGUGACCCAAUGCGCCAUUUCCCCCGGCGAAACAUUCACUUACAAAUUCACCGUCGACAAGGCGGGAACAUAUUUCUACCAUGGACACUACGGGAUGCAGAGAUCGGCCGGGCUGUACGGGUCGAUAAUUGUCGACGUGGCAGAAGGAGAGAGGGAGCCGCUGCGAUACGACGGAGAGUUCAAUCUGUUACUGAGCGACUGGUGGCACCAAAGCAUUCACUCCCAAGAACUCGGCCUCUCCUCUAACCCUCUCCGUUGGAUCGGCGAACCACAGAGUAUACUCAUAAAUGGAAGAGGACAAUUCAAUUGUUCAUUGGCGGCGCAUUCUAGCAAGGAACAAAUGAAUCGGUGCACGUUUGAAAAGGGUGAUCAGUGCGCUCCUCAGAUUUUACACGUGGAACCUAAUAAAACUUACCGGAUCCGAAUCGCUAGCACCACCGCACUCGCUUCCCUCAACCUGGCCGUUCAGGGACACAAGCUCGUCGUCGUCGAAGCCGACGGCAACUACGUCACGCCCUUCGCCGCUGACGACCUCGACGUUUAUUUCGGCGAGAGCUACUCCGUCCUCCUCACCACCAACCAAGACCCUUCCCGUAACUACUGGAUCUCCGUCGGCGUUCGCGGCCGCAAACCCAACACUCCUCCGGCGUUGACGCUCUUAAAUUACAGAAAUGUCCCUGCCGCCGAUCUCCCAUCGUCUCCGCCGCCGGAGACUCCACGGUGGAACGACUACGACAGGAGCAAAAGCUUCUCGAAGAAGAUCCUCUCAGCCAUGGGAACUCCGCCUCCGCCGAAGAAAUCUGAUCGCCGAUUGAUUCUGCUCAAUACGCAGAAUCAGAUCGACGGAUUCACGAAGUGGGCAAUCAACAACGUGUCGUUAUCAGUACCGGUGACGCCAUAUCUGGGUUCCAUCAAGCACGGAUUGAAAGGCGCGUUCGAUCCGAAAUCGCCGCCGAAGAAUUUCCCGGCGGAUUACGACAUUACCAAACCGCCGGCGAAUCCGAACACGAUGCCCGGCAACGGGAUCUACACUUUUCCGAUGAACAUCACCGUCGACGUGAUUCUACAGAACGCGAACGCGUUGAAUCCGAAUGUGAGCGAGAUCCAUCCAUGGCAUUUGCACGGCCACGACUUCUGGAUUUUAGGGUUUGGAGAAGGUAAAUUCCGUCCAGGAGUGGACGAAAUGGCGUUUAAUCUGAAGAAUCCCCCGUUAAGGAACACGGCGGUUUUGUAUCCGUACGGAUGGACGGCGUUAAGAUACGUAACGGACAAUCCAGGGGUAUGGUUCUUUCAUUGCCACAUCGAACCGCAUUUGCAUAUGGGCAUGGGAGUGGUUUUCGCAGAAGGAGUUAACCGGCUCGGUAAGGUUCCACCAGAGGCGCUCGGUUGCGGUCUGACCGGGAAAAUGUUCAUGAACCGGAACCGUUAAGUUACGGCUGUUGUCUUAACGGCGUUUGGUUUCGUUAUUAGUUUCCGUUGGUUUGGUUUCCAUGUUGUGUGAUCAGUGAUGGUUUAUUACACCGUGUUGUAUAACCGAGUCGGUUUAGUUUAUUGGUUUAGGAUGUGUGAUAAGUGAUGCCAAGGUUUGUUGUACCGUGUUUAGAGGAAAUUUGUUCAAUGUAUUAUUAUUUUGAUUAAAAAACCUAACAAUAUUUGGAUA